GGCGGGCUUGCCACUUCCUGUUCCGGUGUCCUUGUUGUUGCUUCGAGUGAACCGGGAGGUGAAGGCGCAGGGGGCCAAGAUGCUUCGGAACCUUUGGGCUCUUCGGCAGGUUUCUCAGAAAACCAUCAGCACUGCCUCCCGCAGACACAUGGCAAACAAGGUUAAAGAGAAGCAGAAACUUUUCCAGGAAGAUAAUGGUCUUCCAGUGUACCUAAAAGGUGGACCAAUGGAUGGAUUCCUGUAUCGAUUUACUAUGGCCCUUACUGUUUUUGGAACAGGCUAUGUCAUUUAUGAACUCUUCGUGCCCAGGAAAAGCAAUUGAGUCCAGUUUAUGGGAUGCAUCUUGCAGUAGCAUCUCUCCGUCCCAUUCCUUUACACUCUUCAGGGACCUACUUUGUCCUUGUCCUAAAUGACCAGUUAUGUUUUUGGGAUCAAUAUUUAUUGAGUUGAAAACAUUGUAUGAUGCAGUCAAUAAAGUAAUUUUACAUCGC
This is a messenger RNA of Varanus komodoensis (Komodo dragon), 491 nucleotides long. Its product is annotated as cytochrome c oxidase subunit 7A2, mitochondrial. Gene Ontology annotation, biological process: regulation of oxidative phosphorylation; mitochondrial respirasome assembly; mitochondrial electron transport, cytochrome c to oxygen. NCBI's taxonomy places the organism in Eukaryota, Metazoa, Chordata, Lepidosauria, Squamata, Varanidae. The transcript is spliced from 4 exons. The record is from RefSeq and is a predicted model, not a curated record. The coding region runs from base 80 to 322 and encodes 80 amino acids.